AUGGCGACCUUGUCGCAGUUGCUAUUCUUUGCUAAACAAUAACGAGAAUUGAUAUAACCAACUAUUUUUACCAUUUUUCUCAGAAAUUUGUGCAAAACAUUAAAUUAAUAUUAGUAUCUUCAUAAGAAAAUUUAUUUGAUAAUGUGAUAUUAAGUGAACCCAUGGCUUCCAAUGUGCAAGAGUCGCCUGUCGCUCAACAGACGUUUGUUGAAGAGAUAGAUUAUAAUGAAAUUCAAGAAUUACAGGUUGUAGGAAAGGGUGCAUUUGGUGUAGUAUGGAAGGGACUGUGGCGAAAUACUUUUGUGGCUGUGAAACAUAUCAAUUCAGAAUCUGAAAAGCGUGAGUUUGCCAUCGAAGUUCGUCAGUUGUCUCGUGUUUCGCACCCCAACAUCGUGAGAUUGUACGGAGCAUGCACGCAAGGCGCCCACGUCUGUCUUGUUAUGGAGUACGCGGAAGGCGGCUCAUUGUACAACGUUCUCCACUGUCGACCAAAACCCAAAUACUCCGCGGCCCAUGCCAUGAGUUGGGCUCGACAGUGUGCCGAGGGUGUAGCUUAUCUUCAUGCAAUGAAACCUAAACCACUAAUACACAGGGAUUUGAAACCACCAAAUUUAUUACUAGUUGCAGGAGGGCAGAAGCUUAAAAUAUGUGAUUUUGGAACUGCAGCUGAUAAAGCUACAUAUAUGACAAAUAAUAAAGGAAGUGCGGCGUGGAUGGCACCGGAGGUAUUUGAAGGUUCUUCCUACACAGAGAAGUGUGAUGUGUUUUCAUGGGGUAUAAUAUUAUGGGAGGUGCUCUCUAGAAGGAAACCAUUUGAGGAAGGAGGUUCGGCAUUCAGGAUAAUGUGGGCGGUGCACACAGGACAGAGACCAAAUCUUAUAGAAGGUUGUCCGGAGCCUAUAGAACAACUAAUGACACAAUGUUGGCAUAAAAUCCCCGCUGAAAGACCCAGUAUGGCCAAGGUAGUGGAAAUAAUGAAGGCGUUGUGCGAUUUCUUUCCCGGCGCUGAUACACCGAUAAACUUUGAUGAUCUUGAGGAGGAAGAUGACAGUUUGGAAGAUAAAUAUGUGAUGUAUGACACACAGGAGAGCUUCGACACAGACAUGCAAAGCGACCAGAGCAACCCCUUGCAUUACACCGAUGAUGCAGCAUCCACAGAUAUACAGAACACUGGCCAAUCAUCACCGAGACCACGGAGCUUUGUGGAGACUCAAGUAAAUAAGCUACAAAACCUAAUGGCCGCUGAUGUUCAACCGAAGUCACCCAAAGAAGACGAAUCCCACAGAGUUAGAAUACCACAGCAGAUCAAGAAAUUGGAUCAAAAUGAGGCCGGCACCUCUAUAACCAUCAAUAGGACGUCCAGCUCUCCGAUAAACUCUGAUAGGAAUGUGACAAGCGAGGGCAGCACGCCACAGGACAUAUUACGAGUAUACCAAAGCCCUAACAUAUUCAGUGAGAGUUCGUCGCCACGAGGCAUAUCACCCAUAGUUAACUACAACAUAGGGAAUAUGAACCCUAGACAUAUAGACAUAGAGCAGUAUUGGAACAGAGAGAACGAGAAGCUAUCACCAUCAAGGACCCCAUCGGCUUUAAGUAACACCAAUUCUAUAAAGAAGGAAGAUUAUAAUCAGAAUUACUGCGACGGACUCAACGCCACCAACAGUCCAAUGAAUCAGAUCAGUGAAUUCAACGGUAACUCCCCACGGAUGACCUUAGAUCCCAGAUAUCAGACCCCGCUGCAAAUUGAAGUUGAUCCAAACGCGUGGGAUUUGAAAGAUUUCCGCGAACCGCUGGACUAUGAUGGUUACAUUGAAGUGAGGAACAACGCUGGCUUAGACAAGUUUAUAGCCGUCGGUAACAGUAGUGGGUCCAACGCGGAGGGCGCCGCCCCGCCGCCGUCUGAACCCGACCCCGACCUGGACUCUAUGCACAUGAUGCUGGACCCGCACCUACGACCGAUAUCACCAGACCUCACAAACGAAGAGUCCAAACGGAUCUUCGACGAACACAAACAUCUCGCACAGGAAUAUCUCAAAAUACAAACUGAAUUGGCCUACCUCAGCAAACACAAGUCAGAGCUCGAGGAACAAAUGGAUGGAGAGGAACUGAGACAGAAAAGAGAAAUCAUACAAUUAGAAAAUGAGAAGGAUUCUUUAAUAAAACUGUAUUGCACGCUGAAGAAACAACUCACGCGCGCAGAUAACGACAGCUGGCUGUUACCGGAGAACGCUCCGCACGAGUGACGUCACCGACACUCAACGCAGGGACCACACACACACGCAAAAUAGGACUUUCUAGCACACACACAUGUAGGCAUUUUGUGUACAUACGAUGUCAACGUGUGUGAAUAUAUGCACGUUGUUCGUUUUGUCCUAUGAAAUAAAUACGCUCACGUAUAGAUUUUUAUUGGGGUGUUCAGAUUGUCAUUUUUAUACAUAUUCAAUGUUUUUACAAAAUGUAUCACGUAAAUUAUUUUCUAAUGACAAUAACUAAAGAUGAUUUAUAGUAGUGCCUGUGUGUAGUGCGAUAUUUGUUUUACAAAGACUCUUGUCUCAUCAAAACCUUGAUCUCAAGUCGCCAAAUGAUCCUUCAUCACAAUUACUCAUGUAUUCUGUUUUUGUCCGAAUUGACACAAAAAUAAUGCUUUAUUUUUAUGAUAAGGAAUGACUGUUGACGAAUUUAAUAUAUAUGUCUUAGUAGCUUUCAUUUUUGUUUGUCACUAAUAUUAAAUACUUGGUUCAUUGUAACAUGAAUGUGUUUUAUAUGCGGCACGUUUUAGUGCUCUUUAAAAAUACACUCUUUGAGGGUAUGCAGGUGUUAUUUACAUAUAUAUAUAUAUAUUUAUUUAUUUUUUUGUAAAAUCUCUACUUGAAUAUGUUGUGUAUUAAUAAUGAUUUUAAUUUAAAUAAGAUAGUUUUAGCAGUAUUAAGUAUUGUUAAGUUUAAUAAAUGAUAUUGAAAUA
Molecule: messenger RNA, 2962 nt
Organism: Danaus plexippus (monarch butterfly)
Lineage: Eukaryota; Metazoa; Arthropoda; Insecta; Lepidoptera; Nymphalidae
Gene: Tak1
Product: mitogen-activated protein kinase kinase kinase 7
Biological process (GO): JNK cascade; protein phosphorylation; positive regulation of canonical NF-kappaB signal transduction
Molecular function (GO): MAP kinase kinase kinase activity; ATP binding; magnesium ion binding
Source: RefSeq, a predicted model, not a curated record